Molecule: messenger RNA, 2859 nt
Organism: Gavialis gangeticus (Gharial)
Lineage: Eukaryota; Metazoa; Chordata; Crocodylia; Gavialidae
Gene: SUCLG1
Product: succinate-CoA ligase alpha subunit
Exons: 9
Coding region: 60-1052 (330 amino acids)
Biological process (GO): tricarboxylic acid cycle
Cellular component (GO): mitochondrion; succinate-CoA ligase complex (ADP-forming)
Molecular function (GO): succinate-CoA ligase (ADP-forming) activity; succinate-CoA ligase (GDP-forming) activity
Source: RefSeq, a predicted model, not a curated record
GCGCGGGCGUUCUGCAACGCCGGCCUGCCCGAGCCGCGGGGUCAGCGGGGAAGGAGACGAUGUCCCACCUCAGCGGCGCCGCGCGCGGCCUUGGCCGCCUCCUCCGCCUGCAACCGAAUGGAGUAAGACACAGUUCCUAUUCAGCCACACGGAAAAAUCUUUAUAUCAAUAAAGAUACCAAGAUCAUUUGUCAGGGUUUUACUGGCAAGCAGGGCACCUUCCAUAGCCAACAGGCGCUGGAUUAUGGCACCAGUCUAGUAGGAGGAACUUCACCUGGGAAGGGGGGACAAACUCAUUUGGGCUUGCCUGUCUUUAAUUCUGUGAAGGAGGCCAAAGAGCAAACAGGUGCUACUGCCUCCGUUGUAUAUGUGCCUCCUCCAUUUGCUGCUGCUGCCAUUAAUGAAGCUAUUGAUGCUGAAAUCUCUUUAGUUGUGUGCAUUACUGAAGGUAUUCCACAACAGGACAUGGUUCGGGUUAAGCACAGACUGACUCGUCAAGAUACGACUCGGUUAGUUGGCCCAAACUGCCCUGGAGUCAUCAAUCCUGGAGAAUGUAAAAUUGGCAUCAUGCCAGGUCACAUUCACAAGAAAGGAAGAAUUGGUAUCGUGUCAAGAUCUGGCACCCUGACAUACGAAGCUGUCCAUCAGACAACACAAGCUGGAUUGGGACAGUCCUUCUGUGUUGGGAUUGGGGGAGAUCCUUUCAAUGGAACUAACUUUAUUGACUGCCUUGAUGUCUUCCUGAAGGAUCCUCAUACAGAGGGAAUUAUAUUGAUUGGUGAGAUUGGAGGUAAUGCUGAAGAAGAUGCUGCAGCAUUCUUGAAGGAAAAUAACUCCGGUCCUAAUGCCAAGCCGGUGGUGUCAUUCAUAGCUGGCCUGACCGCUCCUCCAGGCAGAAGGAUGGGUCAUGCUGGGGCAAUCAUUGCCGGGGGGAAAGGUGGAGCUAAAGAGAAGAUUGCUGCACUUCAAAAUGCUGGCGUUGUUGUGAGCAUGUCUCCUGCUCAGUUAGGUAGCACUAUGCACAAGGAGUUUGAGAAAAGGAAAUUGCUGUAAAAGAAAAUCCUCUGGAAUCUUCUGUCAUCGAAAUGUCAGUACAACACCUUGGCUCUUAUACUUGUUGUCCCCAACGCUUGAUCACCUUGAUAUGACUGACAUGAGUCUUUUUUAAAUUAAAUUUGACUUUAAGGGCAUACACUUUUUAUUUCAGCUUGUCCUUUGUUCAGACAUGGUCACCUGAUUGUAAAUUGUAGCAAAUUAAUAAAUUCAGCACUAAAAUUAAUAUAUAUUUUGAAUUACUGAAACUCAGUGACUUUUUUUCUCUCUUUAAAUCAUCCCAAGGCAGUAGUUGCUAAAAUAAACAAAGCCCACCGUUCUACCUGGAAGCUUUAAGAGCAGUUUAAAACUUUGAUUUUUGGCUUAUGUAAAGUACUGCAUAAUAUAUGAUGCUUUAAGUAGAGUCCAGUAACUAUUUGUGCACACACCCAGGACUUUUGGGGUUGGGUAAGGUUGUGGGGAUAAAAGCAAUCUUACUUGGUCAUUACUGGCUGGUAAAUACAUUUCUACCUACAGCUUAGAUGAAGUAUGCCGUCCACUAAACAAACAUUCUUGCAUCUACAAGGUGAAUCCUGUUGAUCCAUGCAGCUGGAUGUGUAAACUUGCAUCCAGAUAUUCUGUCCAAAGCUGCUGAGCUUUAUGCAAUGUAACCCUCGUAAAUGGGGGGUUAUCUUUUACAGUUGUUGAAAGUUUGGGGGGUAAUUGCCUGUUACCUUAAAAACUACGUUUGACUUGAGAUCUAAAAGAUGAAGCAAUGUCCCAUGCAGUGGCUGAGUUGAUAUUUCAGAGUUUUAUAUUUUUGUUGAAGAGAGGAAUUGUAACUCCCUAUGAAAAUAUAUAUUCAUAACUUUGUAACUUGCAAAUUGCAUUAUUUUUGCAGCUUAUUGUCUUAAUUUUCUCCUUCCACCUUUACCAGUUGGUGCAUUGCUUUGACUGUUUUUGAAAUACUGCAAAUGACAGGACUUGCUGCAAUGAGUUGGCAUUCUGAAAACAAAUUUGGUGAGAGAUGUUUCUUGUAAAUGAUUACCAAUGCAUCCUGGAAGUUGUAAGGAUAGAUCAAACUGGUGCCUGUAAAUGAGUAGGAGAAGCUAUAACAAACUGACUGAGUUUAAGUUGUUUUCAUUAUAAUGGAAUUAAAAUCAGCUGGGGAAACUUAUGUUACAUGAUGUUUCUAUAAAAUAUAUAUAUGUACACACUCCAUAAAGACUCUGUUGCAGAAACUUGUGUCCUUAUUUACCAAAAGCAGUUUUGUGCUUUUUCAAAAGAAAACAAUGCAGUUAGUCUUCCUGCUGUGUCUCUGCAGUGAGAGCAGGUGUCCUAAUACCACCAUUCAAAAUCUGGUGCGCUAUAAUCCUGCAAUAACAGAAGACAUGGUAAAUCUAUGCUCAUAAUGAAUGCAUUGUCCAUCAUGUUGUACAGCAUGUAAGAAUGUGUCCUGUUGCCUAGAGCUCUGAACUGCUGCAAUACUACAAAUAACUCAUACUGAAACAAGGCAGAUCUUCCAAGAAGACCUGGUAAUUAGGUGGCUGAAAGUCACAGCAGAUUAGUAACUUAAGUCUCAUAUUUAAAGUCUUACUAUGAACAAUUCUUGCUAGAUGUGUUCAAAUUGCAAAAUUGGCUUCAUUUUGACUCUGGAGCAGGAGGGGGAAACUUGUUUGGUUUUUUUGUUUGUUUGUUUUUUCCCAAGAUUGGAGAUAUACAGAAAUUAAAAACCAGGUUUUAAGCGUGUGCCCAUCUCCUCAGUCAGUGAAUGGUGAGGACAUUGAGACUGGUCAGUGAGCAUUCCUAAUAAAUAUAGCAGUUGCCU